Messenger RNA from Camelina sativa (false flax), 2197 nucleotides. RefSeq names its product disease resistance protein RML1B-like. Gene Ontology annotation, molecular function: ADP binding; ATP hydrolysis activity. Gene Ontology annotation, biological process: signal transduction; defense response. Lineage: Eukaryota; Viridiplantae; Streptophyta; Magnoliopsida; Brassicales; Brassicaceae. The record is from RefSeq and is a predicted model, not a curated record.
AUGGCUUCUCCUUCUUCUUCAUUUUCGCCCCGCAACUGGAGCUACAACGUCUUCCCAAGCUUCCACGGGCCUGACGUCCGUAAAACUUUUCUCAGUAACAUGCGAGAACAGUUUACACGAAAUGGAAUCACUAUGUUCGAUGAUCAAGAGAUUGAGNGCAACUGGAGCUACAACGUCUUCCCGAGCUUCCACGGGCCUGACGUCCGUAAAACUUUUCUCAGUAACAUGCGAGAACAGUUUACACGAAAUGGAAUCACUAUGUUCGAUGAUCAAGAGAUUGAGAGAAGCGCAACAAUUGCUCCUUCACUCACAGAAGCUAUAAGAGAGUCGAGGAUCUCUAUCGUGAUUCUCUCUAAGAAUUAUGCUUCCUCAGGCUGGUGUUUGGAUGAAUUGGUGGAGAUAUUGGAGUGCAAAAAAGCUAUGGGACAGACAGUGAUGACCAUCUUCUACGGAGUUGAGCCGUCCCAUGUACGGAAACAGACCGGGGAAUUUGGGAUCGCUUUCAAUGAAACUUGUGCAAGUAAGAGGGACGAAGCUAGAAAGAAAUGGGGCAAAGCUUUGACUGACGUGAGCAAUAUUGCUGGAGAAGACUUCCAAAAAUGGGACAACGAAGCAAACAUGAUCAAGAAAAUUGCAAGAGAUGUUUCAGAUAAACUAAAUGCUACACCAUCAAGGGAUUUUGAUGGCAUGGUGGGAAUUGAAACUCAUUUGAGAGAAAUGGAGUGUUUACUAGAUUUAGAUUAUGAUGGAGUUAAAAUGGUUGCAAUCUCUGGUCCUGCUGGGAUAGGUAAGACUACCAUUGCCAAUGCUUUAAGUGGUCUACUCUCUAAUAGGUUUCAACUUAGUUGUUUUAUGGAUAACCUGAGGGGAAGCUAUGUCAGUGGUCAAGAUAAGUUGCGUUUACAAGAGCAAUUUCUUUCAAAGGUUUUGAAUCAGGUUGGUGUUAGGAUAUGCCAUUCAGGUGUGAUAGAAGAAAGGCUAUGCAAGCAGAGAGUGCUCAUCAUUCUCGAUGAUGUGAACAAUAUAAAGCAAUUAGAGGCGUUGGCAAAUGAAACUACAUGGUUUGGUCCUGGGAGUAGGAUUGUAGUUACCACAGAAAACAAAGAGCUUUUACAGCAACAUGGUAUCGAUCAUAUGUACCAUGUGGGGUUUCCAUCUGAUGAAGAAGCUCUCAAGAUCUUAUGUAGUUAUGCUUUUAGAAAAAUUCCUAUGUACCAUGGUUUUGGAGAGCUUGCUGAAAGAGUAACAGAGCUUUGCGGUAAUCUUCCGUUGGCUCUAAGUGUAGUGGGUUCCUCUUUACGUGGAAAGAAUAAGGAAGAGUGGGAAAAAGUAAUACACAGGCUAGAAACUAUUCUUGAUCGAGAUAUUGAGGAAGUACUAAAAGUGGGUUAUGAAAGUUUAGAUGAGAGUGAGCAAUCUCUAUAUCUCCACAUUGCAGUCUUCUUCAACUAUAAAGAUGGUGAUCUUGUGGAAACUAUGUUCACUGACCGUGACUUGGAUGUCAAACAAGGGUUGAAAAUCCUUGUAAACAGAUCUCUCAUAGAGAUAUCUACGUACGGGGGAAUAAUGAUGCACAGAUUACUACAACAAGUGGGUAAGAAAGCCAUUCAUGAACAAGAGCCUUGGAAACGCAAGAUCUUAAUAGAUGCUUCAGAGAUUUGUGAUGUUCUAGAAUGUGCUAAUGGUACUAGAGCUGUGUCCGGCAUAUCAUUUGAUAUAUGUGCAAUCGAGGAAGUAUCUAUAAACACGAAGGCUUUUAAAAGAAUGCCUAAUCUUCGAUACCUCAGCGUCUACAAAAGUAGGAAUGAUGGCAAUGAUAGAGUGCAUAUACCUGAGGAGAUGGAGUUUCCUCACCGUCUAAGGUUACUAGAUUGGGAGGCAUACCCAAGCAAGAGUCUUCAUCUUACAUUUCACCCUGAAUAUCUUGUCGAACUCAAUUUCGAGAAUAGCGAGCUAGAGAAGCUUUGGGGAGGAAGACAGGUGCUUACAAAUCUCAAGAAGCUUAAUUUGACAGCAUCCCGGAAAUUGAAGGAACUCCCAGAUCUUUCAAAUGCUACAAAUCUGGAGGAAUUGAAUAUUUUAUGCUGCGAGAGUUUGGUAAAGAUUCCAUCAUCUUGUCGGCAUCUUCAUAAACUACAGAAGUUGUUGAUGAAUAGCUGCACAAGCCUGUUAGAGAUAUGACCGUUGGAGUUUGAAU